Messenger RNA from Xiphias gladius (swordfish), 3145 nucleotides. RefSeq names its product F-box only protein 11. Gene Ontology annotation, biological process: protein ubiquitination; ubiquitin-dependent protein catabolic process; regulation of apoptotic process. The transcript has 22 exons. The record is from RefSeq and is a predicted model, not a curated record. The coding region runs from base 321 to 2963 and encodes 880 amino acids. Lineage: Eukaryota; Metazoa; Chordata; Actinopteri; Istiophoriformes; Xiphiidae. Gene Ontology annotation, molecular function: zinc ion binding; protein binding.
AGUACAAGUGAAAUCACCGUUGAACAGACGGCGGGGAACGGGGAAAGUGACGUGACGGCGAGAGGUCCUCCCAUGUGAUGCGACCGAGGCCUGACGGACUGUGCCUGUCUGUUAUGGCUCCUCCUGCUACAGUAGAACGGGGCUAGACGUAACACCAGUGCAGGGGAACGGGAAUAACACACCGCGAUACGUUUUCCUGGAGCCUCGGCUAAACAUGGCAGAUUGUGCAAGGCUGAAGAAAAAGACAUAGAUGGUGUGCUUGGCGUCGCCUCUUCUGCUGUGAAGGCUUCGACAUUUCUUCAAGAUUAACAACACCCCAAAUGAACUCCGUCAGAGCAAGUAACGUUAGCAGAAGACCUAGGCGAGUAUCGAGGCCGCGCCCGGUGCAGCCGGAGAGGAACCACCAGGAAAGAGAUGAGGACGUUCCUGCAGAUAUGGUCGCAGAAGAAUCCGGUCCAGGAGCUCAGAAUAGUCCCUACCAACUUAGAAGAAAGUCUCUACCCAAGAGAACAGUGUGUCCGACAAAGACAAACAUGGAGGGUGCUUCCACUUCAACCACAGACAACUUUGGACAUCGACCUAAGCGCCCCAGAGUUUCAGGAAAGUGUCAAGAUUUACCUGCAGCUCCAGCAGAGCAGUAUUUGCAGGAGAAGCUUCCAGACGAGGUGGUGCUAAAGAUCUUCUCGUACCUGUUGGAGCAGGACUUGUGCCGUGCUGCAUGUGUGUGCAAACGCUUCAGUGAGCUGGCCAACGACCCCAUCCUCUGGAAGAGGCUGUACAUGGAAGUUUUUGAAUACACACGACCCAUGAUGCACCCCGAGGCAGGAAAGUUCUACCAGAUAAACCCAGAAGAGUACGAGCAGCCAAACCCUUGGAAGGAAAGUUUUCAGCAGCUGUACAAAGGAGCACAUGUUAAACCUGGCUUUGCAGAACACUUCUACAGUAAUCCUGCCAGAUACAAAGGGAGAGAUAACAUGUUUUACUACGAUACCAUUGAGGAUGCUCUCGGAGGUGGUCAGGAGCCUCACUUUGACGGCCUCAUAUUCGUGCACUCUGGUAUUUACACAGACGAAUGGAUCUACAUCGAGUCACCUAUCACAAUGAUUGGAGCUGCUCCUGGAAAAGUAGCAGAGAAAGUCAUCAUUGAGAAUACCAGAGACUCUACAUUUGUAUUCAUGGAAGGAUCAGAAGAUGCUUAUGUUGGAUACAUGACCAUUAGGUUCAAUCCUGAUGAUAAAUCCGCCCAGCACCACAACGCACACCACUGCUUGGAGAUUACAGUCAACUGCAGCCCCAUCAUUGACCACUGCAUAAUACGCAGCACAUGCACAGUGGGGUCAGCUGUCUGUGUCAGCGGCCAGGGUGCUUGUCCUACAAUAAAGCACUGCAACAUUAGUGACUGUGAAAAUGUUGGUCUUUACAUCACUGACCAUGCACAGGGAAUAUACGAAGACAAUGAGAUCUCAAACAACGCUCUGGCUGGGAUCUGGGUGAAAAACCAUGGAAAUCCAAUCAUCAGACGGAAUCACAUCCACCACGGCAGAGAUGUUGGUGUUUUUACAUUUGACCACGGCAUGGGUUACUUUGAGAGCUGUAAUAUCCAUAGGAACCGUAUAGCCGGCUUUGAGGUGAAGGCGUACGCCAAUCCAACCGUGGUUCGUUGUGAGAUCCAUCAUGGUCAGACAGGGGGCAUCUACGUGCACGAAAAGGGCCGCGGCCAGUUCAUUGAAAACAAGAUCUAUGCAAAUAACUUUGCUGGGGUGUGGAUCACGUCUAACAGUGACCCCACAAUAAGGGGCAAUGCCAUUUUUAACGGCAAUCAAGGUGGCGUUUACAUUUUUGGUGAUGGCCGAGGCCUAAUUGAAGGAAACGACAUCUACGGUAAUGCCCUGGCAGGAAUCCAGAUCAGGACAAACAGCUGCCCCAUUGUCAGACACAACAAGAUCCAUGAUGGCCAGCAUGGUGGCAUCUAUGUGCAUGAAAAAGGACAAGGCGUCAUAGAAGAGAACGAGGUGUACAGCAACACGUUGGCAGGAGUGUGGGUGACAACGGGCAGUACGCCAGUACUGAGGAGGAACAGGAUACACAGCGGGAAGCAGGUUGGCGUCUACUUUUAUGACAAUGGCCAUGGUGUGCUCGAAGACAAUGAUAUCUACAAUCACAUGUACUCUGGAGUUCAAAUUAGGACUGGCAGCAAUCCCAAGAUCAGGCGGAACAAGAUCUGGGGAGGCCAGAAUGGUGGCAUUUUGGUUUACAACUCAGGCUUGGGCUUUAUCGAGGACAAUGAGAUCUUCGACAAUGCUAUGGCAGGAGUGUGGAUCAAGACGGACAGCAACCCCACUUUGCGGAGGAAUAAGAUCCAUGACGGGAGAGACGGUGGGAUCUGUAUAUUCAAUGGAGGAAGAGGUUUGUUAGAGGAAAAUGACAUCUUCAGAAAUGCCCAAGCAGGGGUCCUCAUUAGCACCAACAGCCACCCCGUACUGCGGAAAAACAGGAUAUUUGACGGCUUUGCUGCAGGUAUUGAGAUCACCAAUCAUGCCACAGCAACCCUAGAGGGCAAUCAGAUCUUCAACAAUCGCUUUGGGGGAUUGUUUCUUGCAUCUGGUGUCAACGUAACAAUGAAAGAUAAUAAGAUAAUGAACAAUCAAGAUGCCAUUGAAAAGGCUGUGAGCAGAGGUCAGUGCCUGUACAAGAUUUCAAGUUACACCAGCUACCCAAUGCACGAUUUUUACAGGUGUCACACCUGUAACACGACAGACCGCAACGCCAUCUGUGUGAACUGCAUCAAGAAGUGUCACCAAGGACAUGAUGUGGAGUUCAUCAGACACGAUAGAUUCUUCUGUGACUGUGGUGCAGGGACGCUGUCAAAUCCUUGCACGUUAGCUGGAGAGCCAACUCAUGACACAGACACACUGUAUGACUCGGCUCCUCCUAUAGAGUCCAAUACACUGCAGCACAACUGAGCUAAAGACCCGAGGUCCUUUUGCGCUUCAGCAAUAAUGGACACGAGACACUUUAAGCUGUGCAGUGGAGGAGGAAAUCCAAACUACAAUACAGAUUCACUUUGACAGAGCAUAUACAGUGACUUUAAAAAAAGACUUGGAAAUGAAUAUGCUAAAAGGAGACAUUUCGAAAAAAAAAAAAA